AUUGCAUCACCUCUUUCAAUUCACAUCACCCCAGUUGAAAUCUGAAACCGAUUACAGAUUAGAGGCUUCUUCAAACAAGGGGCCCCAAAACCUAAACCCUAAUCUGAUUUGCUAGCGAUUAUGGCGUCCGAGAGUGCUUCUCGAUCGAGUUCCGCGGCUGAUUCCUACGUUGGCAGCUUGAUAAGCUUGACCUCCAAGAGUGAGAUCAGAUACGAAGGCAUUCUCUACAACAUCAACACCGAAGAGUCCAGUAUUGGCCUCAGAAACGUGCGAUCUUUUGGAACAGAAGGAAGAAAAAAGGAUGGUCCACAAAUUCCUCCAGGCGACAAGGUUUAUGAGUAUAUACUUUUCCGCGGGUCUGACAUCAAGGAUUUACAGGUUAAAUCUUCUCCACCUGUCCAGCCUACUCCCCAAGUCAACAAUGACCCAGCUAUUAUUCAGUCUCACUAUCCUCGCCCAGUCACCACAUCUACAACUUUGCCUUCUGCUGUAAGUGGGCCUUUGACUGAUCUUGGUUCUCAAACCACCCAGCUUGGACUUCCUGGGUCAAAUUUGCAAGGGCCCUUGCCUUUGUAUCAACCUGGAGGGAACAUAGGAUCAUGGGGAGCUUCUCCACCUGCUCCAAAUGCAAAUGGUGGUAGGCUUGCGAUGCCAAUGUAUUGGCAAGGAUACUAUGCCCCAAAUGGGCUUCCUCAGUUACACCAACAAUCUUUUCUUCGACCGCCACCUGGUUUAUCAAUGCCUCCAUCCAUGCAGCAGCCAUUGCAGUAUCCCAAUUUCAGUCCCUCUUUACCUAAUGUAUCUUCUAAUUUGCCAGAAUUACCAUCAUCUUUGCUACCUGUGAGUUCUAGUACCUCCAGUGUAACAUCUGCCUCCUUUCCUUCAUCUAAUUUGCCUCCUGCACCUUCUGCUUUGCCUCCUGCACCUUCUACUUUAUCUCCUGUACCUUCUGCUGCGCUAGCUUCUGAAAUUUUGCCAGUAUCAGUAACAAACAAGGCACCCAAUGUUUCAACUUCAGCAGCCGUGUUAGCUGCUAACUUACCAUCACUGACUUCACUGACCGAUUCUAGUUCAGAUAUUAAUGCUAUAGUGCCACCAAUCUCAAGCAAAUUGAAUGCGAUUUCAGGUUCUAGCUUGCCCUAUCAAACUGUAUCCCAGUUGUCUUCUGCAGUUGUUGGAUCAUCAAGUACUAUCCAUACCGAAACAUCUGCCCCAUCUCUGGUAACCCCAGGUCAAUUAUUGCAGCCUGGUCCAACUAUAGUUUCUUCAGCUCAGCCUUCACAAGCACCUCAUAAGGAUGUUGAAGUGGUUCAGGUGUCAUCAACAUCAUCUCCUGAGCCAUCUUUGCCAGUUUCUGCGGAAACUCAACCACCAAUACUGCCAUUGCCAGUAACUUCACGGCCCAGCCACAGGGUCAGUGGAGCUCUUAACCAGACUCAUCCUGGCUAUAGUUACAGAGGACGUGGAAGAGGAAGAGGAACUGGGGGUUUGCGCCCAGUCACAAAAUUCACUGAAGAUUUUGAUUUCAUGGCAAUGAAUGAGAAGUUCAAAAAGGAUGAAGUAUGGGGUCAUCUUGGUAAAAAUAAGUCUAAUUCAAAAGACAAAGAUGGGGAAGAAAAUUCCUUUGAUGAAGAUUAUCAAGAUGAAGACAAUGACGAUGAAUCAAACUUUGAGGUCAAGCCUAUUUAUAACAAGGACGACUUCUUUGACUCGCUCUCAUCCAACGUGCAUGGUAAUGCUUCUCAAAAUGGAAGGACUAGAUACUCUGAACAAAUCAAGAUUGAUACUGAGACAUUUGGCGAUUUUGUGAGGCAUCGUGGUGGUCGAGGCGGCCGUGGUGGACGUUCUCGAGGUGGUUAUUAUGGAAGAGGUGGAGGAUAUGGCUACUCUGGACGAGGAAGGGGACGUGGUGGCGGUGGCGGUGGCAUUCCCGGUCGCAAUUUGUAGUUGGCAGCAGUUAAUGUUUAGUGAUGGACAUGGUGGACAACAAGAACCUGGGUAGCCUCCCAUUAAAGCACCGUAAUUAUGUUAGGAUUAUGCUUCAUUGUUGUGUUACCUUUGUUAUAUGUUUAUUUCACAGAAUAAGUAGGACAUUUUUUUUCCUUUUACCAUUAUGUUGGCCUUGUUACUCUACCAAAGUCAAGUUGGUUUGAUGGAGAAAAUGUUUGUGCUCCAUUUUAUUUAUAAGCUUAUAUCAACAGGCAGGAGUUUAGACUAAUUUAUUGCAGGUUAAUGUUUAUGCAUGUAAGCAAUUAGUCAAUCAUCCAUUUCUUAGGCA
Cajanus cajan (pigeon pea) is the source of this 2278-nucleotide messenger RNA. RefSeq names its product decapping 5 (gene DCP5). The record is from RefSeq and is a predicted model, not a curated record. Gene Ontology annotation, molecular function: mRNA binding. Gene Ontology annotation, cellular component: P-body. Gene Ontology annotation, biological process: cytoplasmic stress granule assembly; P-body assembly. NCBI's taxonomy places the organism in Eukaryota, Viridiplantae, Streptophyta, Magnoliopsida, Fabales, Fabaceae.